AUGCCACAAGCAGUAGUAACUAAGCUCAUUAAUAACGUGUUGUGUGGUAACUCAAUAGAGGAAGAUGCAAAGUUGGCCGUAAUAAGAUCCACCACUCAAUUUAUUAGUCAUCUCACCUCAACAGCGAAUAAAAUUGCAAGAAAUAAGAAUCAUAAAAACAUACAACCCGAUGAUGUGUUUAAAGCCAUAGAAGAAUGUGAAUUUGAUGAGUUUUUACCAAAGUUAAAAGAUGAAUUAAAUGCAUAUGUGGAAAUUAAAAGGUCCGCAAAAGCAAAACAGAAUGAAGAGGAAAAUGUUACUGGCGGUCCACCGUCAUCAUCUAUAGUAACGGAUUUGCCUUCCGAUAGCGGAGUAAAGGCAAUUCUUUUACAGAGCGAUCUCCAAAAUUCCGGUCGGUACCUUGGUCGGUUGGGAUUCCGAAGAAUUCCAAUAGAUUCCGACCAAAAAUUUUGGAUCGUCUUGUAUGGUGAACACCACCUCAAAAUCCAUAAUUCAUUCAUUAGCAGUGACAAUAAUACUCGGUUUAUAGGUUAG
Molecule: messenger RNA, 534 nt
Organism: Dentiscutata heterogama
Lineage: Eukaryota; Fungi; Glomeromycota; Glomeromycetes; Diversisporales; Gigasporaceae
Source: the annotation of a GenBank genome assembly